This is a messenger RNA of Gymnodraco acuticeps, 5354 nucleotides long. It is a transcript of the gene crim1, whose product is annotated as cysteine rich transmembrane BMP regulator 1 (chordin-like). The record is from RefSeq and is a predicted model, not a curated record. Gene Ontology annotation, molecular function: serine-type endopeptidase inhibitor activity; protein binding. The transcript is spliced from 15 exons. Lineage: Eukaryota; Metazoa; Chordata; Actinopteri; Perciformes; Bathydraconidae. Gene Ontology annotation, cellular component: extracellular region. The coding region runs from base 395 to 3202 and encodes 935 amino acids.
CCUCUAAUUUCUAUAUGCCUGCAUGUCAAUUUAAGACUCAGAUUGCGUUCUCGUGCGUCGCUGUCAGCAGCAGCAGUAAAACCUCUCUGGACUUCUACAGACUCUCUCCUGGAUUUCUACGUAAAUCAGCUGAGACGCUCGAGACGUGCGUGUCUACCUGCUCACACUGAACCUUUGGAUAUUGCUGCCCCUUCUAAACGCAUCCGCACACUUCAGUCUCGUGGUGUUUUUUUGCUUUUGAAGUGUGUGCUCGAGACAUCACAACACUUUAAAGGAAGACUUUUUCAACUUUGGAGUUACAUGUAGCAGUGUAGUGUACAUCGCAUGUGGUUUUAUCACCAGACCAGAAGCGGACUAUUUCUCUGGGAAAUUUAGGCGCUCUUUUUUGGGAAACAUGUUCAGCAAGUACUCCAUUGUGUUAUUAAACGUCCUUUUUCUGGUGCGGGCGCUCUCGGCUCAUGAGUGCACACCGUGUGAACUCCGGACAUGUCCCGUCAAAGCCCCGCGCGGCUGUGACGGGGGCCGGACCUUGGCUCGGGAUCCGUGCGGAUGCUGUGACCGGUGUGCCCAGCUGGAGUGGGAGCCCUGCGGCGGACAGGACUGGGUGCACGGCUACUGCGCCCUGGGACUGACCUGCGCCUCUUUUAACCAAACCGAAGCAGCCACUAUCCCUGAAACUGGAGUAUGUAAAGAGCUUCCUGAUCACCCAGAGGCCGGCCUGGAGGACGAGCGCUGUCCUCUGAUGACGGGCUGCGACAAAGCUGGAGGUCAGUGUGUGUGUGAUGCCAGACACUCCUGCUUGGGCUCGUUCACAUACCCAGAUCAAGAAUCCUGCAUGAAGGCCAGUAAGUCAGAGGGUCGAAGGCACGAGCACCGGGAAAGACACAGAGAGAAGUAUGUUGGACCCUCCAACCCGGCCUGCAUGUUCUCUGGGUGUAACCUGACCGCUGAGGGAUGUGUGUGCGAGUCUCAGAGCUGCCACCACCACUUUGCCUACAUCAACCGCAGCCAGUGCCAGGAAGCCGCAGAGGAGCUGAGGUGUGCUGGAGUGACGUGUCCUGAUCUGCAGGUGCCCUCCUGCCCUAAGGGUUCAGUUCUGACCAAGAGUUACACGCCCCCUUCUGGUUGCUGCCCCUCCGUACCGCCCACGUGCACCUGUGAUCUCCACGCCUGCCCCAAGCCCCAGUGCCCGAGCGGACAGCGCGCCGUGCCGCUCACCGAGGCCAGCGGCCGGCCGGGAGACUGCUGUGAUGUCUUUGAGUGCCAGAAAGUUUCCCCGAAGUGUGUCCACAACGGGAAGGAUUUCUCCGAGGGAGAGGUGUACCGCAUGGACCCCUGCUGGCUGUGUCAGUGCCGGGGAGGAAUCUCCUUCUGCUCCAAGGCAGAGUGCGCUGAGCUGGACUGUGAACACUUCUACAUUCCUGAGGGCGAGUGUUGCCCUGUCUGCAUAGAUGUGGAAUUAUUCCCGAUGGACAGCACUAAGGCCAGUUGCUGGGUGAAUAACAAGCUGCGGGCCCACGAGGAGCAGUGGAAGGAGGACGACUGCACCUUCUGCCAGUGUGUGGACGGAGAGCCGCACUGCACAGCCAUGGCCUGCAAGCAGAGCUGCCAGUAUCCGGUCAAGAUCCCUGGAGAGUGCUGUCCCUUCUGUGAAGAGCCUUCUUACGAAACAGUUAGCCCCUUGCUAUGCCCUCCCCUGGAAAACUGCUCCCUGUCAGUGAGCGACUGCCCCUACGGCUUCCAACAAGACACAAAUGGAUGUCUGCUCUGCCAGUGUCUCAACAAUGACUCCUGCCCUGACCUGGGAAAAUACUGUUCCCUGCAAUGCCCAAUGGGGUACAAGAGGGACGAUUUUGACUGUGAGGUGUGUGAGUGCUCCAUUCCCGUGCCCAAGUGCAGACCUUUGACCUGCACCAAGACCUGCCCCUAUGGAUAUGUGAGGAACAAGCAUGGUUGUGAGAUGUGUCGCUGUGUCAAGUGUCCCCCCUUCACCUGUGACAAGCACUGCAGUGAGGGAUAUCGCCAUAACAGGAAGGGCUGCUCCAUCUGCAUGUGUAAAGAAAGUGGCCACUUCCCAAGCACCACUGCCCUGGCCCCGAUGCCCAGUUAUUGCCUCACCUCCAAUGGGAACAGGUACGAGGAGGGGGACGGCUGGCACGACGGCUGUCGGGACUGCUACUGCCACUCAGGGAGGGAGAUGUGUGUGCUCAUAUCCUGCAGCGUGCCCAGCUGCUCUAGUCCCGUGGUGAGGCCGGACCAGUGCUGUCCUACAUGUGAAGAUGAGUCAGGCAGCGGUCAACCAGAAGGGAUGGACAUGGUGGUGUGCAGAGCACCUGGGGGGGAGUUUUAUGUGGAGGGGGAGACGUGGAACCUGGACGAGUGCACACGAUGCACCUGCAGGCAGGGACGUGUGCUGUGCGACACUGAAGUGUGUCCCCCGGCUCUCUGCCAGGCACCGGUCAGGAACAAGGACACCUGUUGCCACAUAUGCGAAGAGGAGACGCAGAGCCCCUUGCUGCCGGUGAACACCAACCAGCAGGAGUACUGUAUAACCAGCGAUGGAGACGUGCUGCUGGCCGGGGACUCCUGGAAGGCCAACGCCUGCACCAGCUGCACCUGCAACAACGGCACCAUUCAGUGUUUCUCUCAGCACUGUCCCGCUGCCAACUGCAGGGUGCCUGUGUUACGCAAGGGCCAGUGCUGCCCACACUGUCUCGAAGCUACAACGUCAGUUCCGGUGAUGUUGUCCACCAAUAGCCCGAAGACAACAACCCCUACUACAGUGGAGAGUAGAGUGUGGAUAACCACUGUCACUGUGCCACCCAUCAUUGCUUAUACAGAUGAGCCAGUUUUGGGCGAGAACUACCCCAGCCAAACAGAGAUGGCUGUCAUCUACCAAUCAGCAGCCUGGAUUCUUGCAGGUCUCCUCCUCGCCAUCAUCAUCUUCCUCGUGGUGGCGUUACUCAUCAACAAGAAAAAGAAGUGGGUGCAGAUGUCCUGCUACAGUGCACCAAAGAAGACGGUGAUCCUCAAGAAGCACGUCAACAAGAACUCAGUGGUCUACAUGGAGCCCUCCAAGGAGAACAAGUUUCAGAAUGUGAAGAACGACUGUGGCAUCAUCCACUUCUCUCCAGAAAUGAGCUCCACCUGUGGGGACAAGAUGACCAUCCCCAGGGCCAAGCUGAGCAACGACUGGCGCUAAAAGACAAAGAAACACCUCUGAAACUCUGCAGAUCAGAGCUGUCCGACACCUCCCACUCUCUCUUACUGCUGUUUCCAUGGUGAUGAGUGCAACAGUGCACACACACCUUGGGUGCCGCUGCCACCGCCUUGUCUUUCCACCCUUUUGUCUGUGAAACUGAGGACGCUCUACAAGACAAAGCAAGUGGCCUAUGCUUCUUUUCAAUUUGUGUCCAUAUUCUUCUGUGUUUGGAUCGUUGUGGUGGAGUGAGAUGCUGGGAGGUGGAUGGACAUAUGAUGGACAUAUGAUGGACAUAUAAAGGACACAGCCACUCCGGGCUUUAAAGCAGAGAGGGAGGCAGCCAGAGGCUCCUCCCUCACAAUCAGACUUUGACUGUGAACAUUGUAAUAUUAAUGCUUAUUAUUGCCUCCUUAGAAACUGAAACUCUGAGGCAAUAAGAGAAGCAUUAAAAAGCUUUAGGAGAGGGGCUUGGGCUGUAGUUAGAAGGAAGGUUUUCGAGAAUGAUGCCCCCCCCCAGCAGUGCUUCAUGGAUGUAAUAAUUUUCCUCAACAGGGAGGCCAAAGGAACUGAUAAUCCAGUUGGAUCAAAUUGGGUUCAGCAGCCAAAUCAUAAAGUCAACAGGCUUUAUAUAGACCCACAGAUCCAAACCCCCUGCUUUACAAUGUGUGGUUUCCAUCUUAGUUUUUGUAUAUUUCUACAGUAUUUGUACUAGUUUUAGUGUUGUUCUUGGCCACCUCUCGUUUUUAUUAUGGGUGUCUCGGCGGGGCCAGAUUGAAACCUUUCGAAGAUGCCAGUCUAAACAUUCCUGCGAUCAAUGUCAGGAAGGACACGCUUCCAAAAUAAUAGCCUUUGUUUCUACCUUCGUAUGACCCGAGUCAUUCCAUUCAUAAAACUACAAACCACAAAUCUCAGAAAGGGAAUUUGUGAACUCCUUCUGCAAAACGUGUCUGCAAUACGGUAGCAAGUCGCCUUCAUCUUUCCACUCUGUCUCAUCCAGAAGGACUCAGUCGUACUUCAUCAUUAUUAAAAUUGCAAAGUGUAAUGAUGUUCAUCCAGGAAGAAUGUCAUUUUAUUGAGUGAAUAGCGGUGCCAGACGCUUCAUCUGGACCUAUGAGGAAUGUCUUUGAUAUCAUGCCUCGCUUCACAGCUGUGUGGAGCUUCUGCUCACACCGAAUGUUAGUGAUGAUUCAUUUUAAAGCCUUAAUUCUAUAGCCUUAAUGCAUAUCAUUUCAUUUAAUGACUGUGUAAACCCAUAUCCAGGAACUUAAAAACGGUAAUAUAUUCACCCAUUAUUAAGAUGAGCAGAUAUUGUUGUACAGCGUCAGAUGAUUCCCAUCAUCUUCAAAUACAAGUGAAUGAUGUGAUGUGGAAGAGUGUAAGCGGAGCUCUCUAGUAACGCUACCCAAGGGUACACAUUACAGAGCGUGUUAAAGAGACGUAGCACUUUCUUUGGAGCCAGUGUUUCUUUUCUUUUUUUUUUUUAGAAAGCUCCCUGCAGGAUUCUUGUAGGGAUAACAUUCCUAAUCAGGGAUUUGAUAGGCAUAUUAAGCCCUCGGAGAUGUUAAACCACUCAAGUGAACACGCUGUUGCAGCUACAGGCUCUGUACCAAUGUGAUCAGAACGGGGAGAGGAUAGAAACUGAGAAGCAUUACGAAAACAAACCUUGGUUUCAUAGGAAAAGGUUUUGGAGUUCUCAAUCCUUUGCCAAUUUCUCAACACAAAGACCUUUCUGAUGCCAAAAUUGGUUGGAGACCAAUUUAUAUUGAAGUGUUUUAGUAACUCUGUAGAUUUGUGUCUGUUUGAAUCAUGACCAUGUGCUUUAAAAAGAAGAGGUGACUGUAAAAGCUUACGCAAUUCUUUGUUCUUCUAUGUGUAAAAAAAAAAGUAGUUUAAAUUAGUAGGACAGAAGAGUACCUUAUUUAUUUUUUCACAUAGCUUUAUUUAUUAAUACUAAACUAUAGUUUGAGAUUGUCUUUUUUUUGGAAAAUGAACUUUUGGUAGCCAAAGCUGCUGUACAUUGUAGACUAUUUACCAUUUCUAUCUGCUAUAUUCUAUACAACCUUAUUUAUUUCACUGUUGCAAAACCUGUAAAUGUUUCCUAGAUGAACUGUAACAUUUACACUUAUUUUGAAAAAUAAAAGUGUGAACCAAA